GCUGUUGUGGUGGUUGUUCGUCCGGAUAUGGCUGAUGUAUUUUUAGUGAUGCUGUACGAGAAUUCGCCGGGGAUUUCGAUUCUCGUGGUGUCGCUCUGCUUUGUUAUCACUGUCGCCGUGGUGCUCAGCUGGUUUGGAUUUGGAGUUCCGGUUAUCUUGCAGAGUUCUGAUGAUGGAAUGUCACACUUGCAAAUUCCUGAAAGGAGAAUGGUACAAGUGAAAAACCCUUUUGCACUGGAAAUAAAUAGCGGCGGUUCAUCUGUUUCAGGAGGCGUCAGGCUUAAUCCCAACUGUCUGGAGAACUGCCUUUUGUCUUGCUACUGGGGCUGCACAGUUCAAGGUUUCCAGAAGGCACUUUCCGAUCAUGAGCAAAAGUUCCGGAUUAGUACACCUCAGCAGUUCGAAGAGGCUGUACUUUCAGACUUCCAGCACAGUACCACUUUUUUUAUUGAAAAGGGAAACAUUACAGAAAUUGUAUGCAAGCUGCCUGAAGGUUCCAGUAUCAAAGACUUUGGGACUCUUCCACGAGCACGAUAUCCACUUGUGGCCCUACUGAGUCUGGCAGAGCCUGAAGACAGAGAAAUUUAUAGCAUUGUUGCCAGUGUUUCUGUAAUCCAUGCGUCUGAUGAAAAGUACAAGAUGACAUCUAGGAUAUUAUACCAGUAUUUGCUAACAGCCCAAGGCAAUGUCUUUGACCUUAAGCAACUCUUCAUGUCUGCAGACAACCCAAUCAGUGCAUUAAACUCAGAGUUGGUCUCUCAAGAUGAUGAAGAGAAAAAGCAGGAGGAGAAUGAAGCAGAGAUGGCGGUAAUUGCAACAAUAGAGGAAGAAAGCCAUGGGACAGCCAGACGAGAUUGUAUAGUUUGUCAGAAUGCUUCCAUAAAUCGAGUUUUGCUGCCAUGUCGACACACUUGCCUAUGUGACAACUGUGCAGAAAGAUUUUACCAGUGUCCCAUGUGCCGCGCACAUGUCUGGGAGUCCUUUGCCCUCUCUCAAAAUGAAAGGCAAUAUCGUGACAUGAGUCUGGAUGACAGCUGAAGAAAAACUCCCCAAUACAGAAAG
This is a messenger RNA of Polypterus senegalus (gray bichir), 1062 nucleotides long. It is a transcript of the gene cgrrf1, whose product is annotated as cell growth regulator with ring finger domain 1. NCBI's taxonomy places the organism in Eukaryota, Metazoa, Chordata, Cladistia, Polypteriformes, Polypteridae. The coding region runs from base 28 to 1038 and encodes 336 amino acids. The transcript has 6 exons. The record is from RefSeq and is a predicted model, not a curated record. Gene Ontology annotation, biological process: negative regulation of cell growth.